Aphelenchus avenae is the source of this 2409-nucleotide messenger RNA. NCBI's taxonomy places the organism in Eukaryota, Metazoa, Nematoda, Chromadorea, Rhabditida, Aphelenchidae. The record is from the annotation of a GenBank genome assembly.
AUGGUCAUCGGCGACUUCAACGCUCGCAUAGGACGACAGCAGAACGGCGAAAAGUACAUCGGCCUCAACACCGCUGACGAACGAAACGCACGCGGAGAGAGAAUGGCAGCGUUCGCAGAAUCGCACCGCCUCCACGUCAUGACCUCCUACUUCGAGAAACCGAAAAACCAACGCUGGACGUGGCACUCACCAUGCUUCGACCAGUUCAACGAACUGGACUACAUCCUCUGCGACGACCGUCGAAGCGUCUCCAUUGUCGAAGUCCUCAGCCGAUUGGGGUGCGAUAGCGACCACCGACCGGUCCGAGCCACGCUCCACCUCGACGUAAAGAGACUGAAGAAAUCGCUAGCACUCUCGUCCCAAAAACGGGCGAGCACCUUCGACAAGAAAACACUCAAGCGAGCAGUCAAAGCGGCACAUUGGGCCAUGAGCGGACGAACUAACGAACGAUACGAUCAGCUUACCACCACCUUGACGUCCUGCCUCAAAGCCGCUGAAGUGCCAAAGAAGAAAGAAUUCCGGUCACGCCUCACUGCUGAGACGAGGAAGAAGCUCAACACGUUGACCACCACGAAGCCGCUGCCAGAAAACGCGGAAGAAUACAGAGCGCUAGCGAGGGAGGUACGUGCCUGCGUCAAGGAAGAUCACGCCGCAUACCGCAACCAGCGACUAGUCGAGACGGCUGAAGCCCGAAACAGUCUGAAGAAAUGGGCCCGCGAGCUAGCGCAAGUCCGGCUGCUCACUGCCGCUCUGAAGGACGAAAACGCCACACGCCAAACAGACAGACGCGAGAUCGAAAGAAUAUGCGGCGACUUCUACACGAAACUAUUCGACUCCAGAGUGCACGUCGCAAGAGAUCCGAAGACCACGGACGACGACGCAGACCCACUCGCACAGUUCACGUGGCAAGAAGUCGAGACAGCUGCGAAAAGCAUGAAGAACGGCAAAGCACCGGGCCCGGAUGGCAUCACAACCAAGAAGCUGAAAGCAGGCGGACCCCACUUAUGGAAGACGCUUGCAAAGUUCUUCUCGCACUGCCUGAAAACCGGCAAAAUCCCAGCGCAGUGGAAGGAGUCAAAGACCGUGCUGAUCUUCAAGAAGGGAGACCCUGAAGACAUUGCUAACUACAGGCCGAUCUGCCUUCUCUCCACGGUAUACAAAGUGUUCACGAAAACGAUCCUCAAUCGCCUGACGGACACGCUGGACGCCGCGCAACCACCAGAACAAGCCGGCUUCAGAAGCGGUUACUGCACGCUGGAUCACCUGCAGACCAUGAAUCAGCUCCAAGAGAAGGCACGCGAAUUCGGACGACACCUAUACGUAGUCUUUGUCGACUACGAGAAGGCAUUCGAUAGCGUCGAGGUGAACGCAGUGUGGAACGCUCUCGACGAGCAAGGCGUAGAUCCGCGAUACGUACGCCUUCUGGAGGAAGCGAACGUCGACUGCAGUACAGACAUCACGCUGUUUGACGACCCAGUUCGCAUCCCCAUACGCCGCGGAGUAAGACAAGGCGAUACGAUCUCGCCCAAGUUGUUCACCGCCGCACUUGAAUCCACCUUCCGGGAGCUCAACUGGGAAGCAGACGGACGAGCGGGUGUAUCGAUCGACGGCAAGCGAAUCACCCACCUGCGGUUUGCGGAUGACAUAGCGCUCAUCGGCACCACACUCGCAGAUGUUCAGCGCCGGCUCACGCAGCUAAACGAUCGCAGCAAGUCUCGAGGGCUUCGCAUCAACCGUCGUAAAACGGAGUGGUUCGAAUACUUCGAAUCAAAACAAACGCACACGGUCGAAGGAGAAGCCAUCAACCGAGUCCGCAAAUACGUCUACCUAGGCCAGGAGCUGACAGAAGACCAUACGCUAGACGGAGAGAUCACGCGACGUCAAAAGGCGGCAUGGCAGUCGUACAACUCCAUGAAGGAUGCGUUGAAGAACGUAAGAGACGUCAAGCUGAGGGCGAACCUGUUCAACACCACCGUCCUGCCAGCACUACUCUACGGCUGCGAAACCUGGGCACCAACAAAAUCACAAGAAAACCGCAUAGCAGUCACCCAGCGAUCCAUCGAACGCCGCACCCUCGGAAUUUCGAUGAGAGAAGAGCAGCGAAAUGAAGCCGUUAGAGAACAGUCGCAGUUCGCAGACGCCAUAACGGAGGCCAGAAAACGCAAGCUACGCUGGGCCGGCCACGUAGCUCGCAUGGCGGACGACAGAUGGGCCGGUAGGACCACCGCAUGGAAACCACGCGGAAGUCGACCACGAAACUGGGGCAUCCCGACACGCUGGAACGAACCACUGCUGAAAGCCCACGGUCCAAACUGGAGAGAAAUCGCGCAGAACCGAUCAUACUAUCGUCAACAGUGUGCUCUGCAUCUGGAACGAAGAGUGGACCCUCCACAACCCGCGCCAGAUUGA